This is a messenger RNA of Toxorhynchites rutilus septentrionalis, 1929 nucleotides long. RefSeq names its product maltase 1-like. Gene Ontology annotation, biological process: carbohydrate metabolic process. The transcript is spliced from 3 exons. The record is from RefSeq and is a predicted model, not a curated record. Bases 11 to 1888 code for a protein of 625 amino acids. Lineage: Eukaryota; Metazoa; Arthropoda; Insecta; Diptera; Culicidae.
AACAGCAACGAUGCUUAGUUUCGAAGUUUUGCGAGCGCUGCUGGCGACGUUAGUACUUCUCCUGUCGGGAGUAUUUGCACAGCAAGACGCCCCGAAAGAGUGGUGGGAAACGACCGUGUUCUAUCAAAUCUACCCGCGCUCUUUCUUCGACUCGGACGACGAUGGAGUUGGAGAUGUGAAGGGGAUAACCGCCAAAUUGCAACACCUAAAGGACACCGGAUUGGAGGCAACUUGGCUUAGCCCAAUCUUCUCAUCGCCCCAGGUGGACUUUGGAUACGAUGUGAGCGAUUUUCGGUCGGUGGAUCCGCUUUUCGGCACGAAUGAGGACUUGGAGGAAUUGUUUGUCGAAGCAAAAAAGUUGGGGAUCAAAAUAAUUCUGGACUUUGUUCCGAACCAUUCCAGCAACGAGCACGAAUGGUUCAUUAAGUCCGAGCAGAGAAUCGAUCCGUACACGGAUUAUUAUGUGUGGCAUAAUGGGAGUAGCGAUGGCAUGCAGCCAGGUGAGCGCCCGCGAGUUCCAAACAAUUGGCAAUCCGUUUUCCGUGGUUCAGCCUGGGAAUGGAGUGAGGAACGCCAACAGUACUACCUACAUCAGUUCGCCGUCGGUCAGCCGGAUUUGAACUAUCGCAACGAGAAGGUCAUCGAAGAGUUCGAUGAAAUUCUGCGCUUCUGGAUGCAGAAAGGUGCAUCUGGUUUCCGGAUUGAUGCCGUCAACCAUAUGUUCGAGGUGGAAGACUUCCGUGACGAACCAAUCAACGACCCCAGCGAUCCGCUCAGCUACGGUUACACCCAUCAUAUCUACACGAAGGAUUUACUCGAAACGUACGAUGUGGUGGCACAUUGGCGUGAGGUGAUGGAUGAAUUUGUGAAAGAAAAUGAUGUGGACACCAUAAUUAUGAUGACGGAAGCAUACGCUAAUAUGACAAUGACCAUGAAGUUCUACGAGUCGGAUGAUGGCACUCAGCAACGGGCCCAUUUCCCCUUCAACUUUGUCAUGAUCGAGGAACUAGGGGAUGCUUCGAAGGCGUCUGACUUCAAAUACAUAAUCGAUCGUUGGCUGGAAAAUAUGCCCCGUGGCAAAGUUACUAACUGGGUUUUGGGCAACCAUGACAAACCACGCGUUGCCAGUCGCUAUGGACGUCAGCGUAUCGACGGAAUGGCCCUCCUGGUGAUGACACUACCCGGAGUGGCUGUUAUAUACAACGGCGAGGAAAUUGGCAUGGAAGAUUUCAGGGAUAUCUCAUACGAGGAUACCAAAGAUCCCCAAGGAUGCAAUCUGGGACCAGAAAGUUACAAAUGGGCCUCUAGGGAUCCGCAGCGCACGCCGUUCCACUGGGAUGAUACCUUUAACGCUGGGUUUUCAAGGGCACCCCGCACCUGGCUACCGAUGCAUCCGUUGUAUAGACAGACUAAUCUCCUCAAACAGAAAGAAGCCGAUUGUAGCACCUAUAAGUUCUACGUUGAUGCCCUGAAACUUCGCAAGGAACGUGUUUUCACGCACGGGGAGUUCCGAUCCCGAGCGUACAACGACGAUGUGUUUGGCUUGGUGCGGUUUGUUCGCGAAAACGAACAGCGGACGCUCGAUCCGUUCUACGUUGUUAUGAUCAAUUUUGCCGAUCGAACCCACACGGUUGACGUUAGUGAUCUUUAUCGAUUCAGCGGCGAUAGCGCGACGGUACGCCUGAUCGGUACGGAGUCACGGCACCUGGUUGGGGACGUGGUCGAUCCGUCAGCAUUGGUUUUGGGGCCGUACGAAGCGAUUAUGAUUGGCCAUGCCGAUGCCGAUGCUGAUGACGAUGCCGAUGCCGAUGGUUCAGCUGGCGUGAAAGUAACGACUGACUUGUUAUUAUUCGUUAUUAUCACCUGUAAUUUCCUGUUAAUAAAAUGAUUACAGUGAGGGAAGUCUCGUUACAAUAUCCUUUGUUUUAA